Molecule: messenger RNA, 3784 nt
Organism: Phymastichus coffea
Lineage: Eukaryota; Metazoa; Arthropoda; Insecta; Hymenoptera; Eulophidae
Gene: MetRS
Product: methionine--tRNA ligase, cytoplasmic
Exons: 15
Coding region: 352-3243 (963 amino acids)
Biological process (GO): methionyl-tRNA aminoacylation
Cellular component (GO): aminoacyl-tRNA synthetase multienzyme complex; cytosol
Molecular function (GO): methionine-tRNA ligase activity; ATP binding
Source: RefSeq, a predicted model, not a curated record
AUGCGUUUUUUAUUUUUAUUUAGAGCAUUUUCAGUGCAUUAUGAGACCAUACUCAUCUCCCGGACUACAAGUAACAUUCCCUCCAUGUAUAAGAUCUGCGAUGAUAACUCGCCAACGGCAGUAACUUUUCAUCAAACAAAUCCUUAAAUGAACUACGCACAUAGAAAAAUAGAAACAAAUUAUUCAGUCACUAUAUCCUUUGAUAUAACCACACUCCUUAUUAGUGUACGUGUUACGCCUCGCAUGGUAUAGUCCAACCAAUAGUCAUUUGUAGUGAGAAAGAGCAAAGUGAUUUUUAUUUUCUCUCCGUUUUUAUCACAUACUUUCCCGAUUUUAUCUGCCAUCGUUAGGAUGAAUGCACAAUCAAAUCCUAAUAAUCCCAAUGGACUUAAAAUUAUCGUCGCCGGGGAAAUUGCUCGCAAGAAAAUCAAUGUCAAUUUCAAGCAUGAGCCGAAAGAGAGUUGCUUGGGACGUUUACCAAUUUUAAAAGUAGACUGUACAGAAGAUGAACUAUUUAGUAUUAGUGCGGCUGUUCAAUAUAUUGCACCUGUCAGUGAACAAAAUAUUAUUACUGCUAAUAAAUGGCUUGAAUGGGAUGCUACACAAUUGCAGCCUGCAAUAGUAUCAUAUGGAGGCUCAGGAAAGUUGGAUGUAUCGCAUAAACCACGAGUUUGGUAUCUUCUGAAACAGCUGAAUACAGCAUUGAAAAAUGAACAGUACUUAAUUAAUGAUAAGUUAGAAAUAAAUAUAGUCGAUGCUUCAAUUUGGGUAACAUUAUGGUCUACUGUGGCUGUUACAGAUAAUGAAGUGAUUUCAAAAGAAUUUAUUAAUAUAGAUAAAUGGUUGAAGCAUGUUCAAAGCUUACCCACAAUUCAGCAAUCUCUGAAAAAAGUCAAACUUGAGAGAGGUAUUCCUGCAAUGAUUGCCAUGAGUGCAUCAUCAUGGUUCCCUGUCAACACCUAUACUGGACCAGGAAAAUCUAGUGGGAUGCCUGCAUGUAAAAUAAGUCCUAGUGAAGAAAAGGAGGUCAAAGUCAUUACUAAAGAAGAAAUUGCUUUUAUAAAACAGAAUUGGUUAUCUAAAUACCCUUCAAUCAAAACCGUUUCUCGUAUUAUACUACCUAAAAAGGGAGAAAGAAAUAUAUUAAUUACUUCAGCUCUUCCAUACGUGAACAAUGUUCCACACUUAGGAAAUAUAAUAGGUUGUGUUCUUUCUGCUGAUAUUUUUGCUCGAUAUUGUCGUCAAAGAAAUUAUAAUACACUUUACAUAAGUGGAACUGAUGAAUAUGGAACUGCAACUGAAGCAAAAGCUCUCGAAGAAAACUUGACUCCUCAACAGAUCUGCGAUAAGUAUUUUGAUAUUCACAAUGAAGUCUACAGGUGGUUUGGCAUUGGUUUUGAUCAUUUUGGCAGAACAUCAACAUCUGAACAGACAGAGCUUGUCCAAAAAAUGUUUUUGAGGAUAAAAGAUCAAGGCUAUAUUAACUCUAAUAGCAUAGAUCAAUUAUUGUGUGAAAAAUGUGAUAGAUUUCUUGCAGACAGAUUUGUUGAGGGAAUUUGUCCAGGAUGCAAGUAUGAAGAUGCCAGGGGUGAUCAGUGCGAUGGUUGUGGUCAUCUUGUCAAUGCUACAGAGCUGAUAAAACCUAGAUGUAAAAUAUGUGGAGAAUCGCCUAUUGUCAAGGCUUCUACACAAUUUUUUUUGGAUUUACCAAAGAUCGAAAAACAACUAAAGCAAUGGGCAUUAGGAGCAAUGUCAGGAUGGUCGGCGCCAGCACGUUCGGUUACGAAACCAUGGUUGAGAGAUCCUCUAAAAGAACGGUGCAUUACACGAGACCUGAAAUGGGGUGUUCCCGUACCCUUGGACGGUUAUAGAAACAAAGUGUUUUACGUAUGGUUUGAUGCUCCCAUCGGUUACAUCAGCAUCACCAAGAAAUACACGAAAGAUUUUGAGCAAUGGUGGAGACCUGAGGAUACAGAUGUUGAACUGUUUCAAUUUAUGGCCAAGGAUAACGUGCCUUUUCAUAGUAUUAUGUUUCCGGCCGCUCUUUUGGCUGCCAAUAUGAAGCAUCUCCUCGUAAAACAUAUUAUGGCUAUUGAAUAUCUGAAUUAUGAGGAUACCAAGUUCUCAAAAUCAAGAGGAAUUGGCGUAUUUGGCACAGAUGCACGAGAAACUGGCAUUUCAGCUGACGUCUGGCGUUUCUACUUGGCCUACAUUAGGCCUGAGACAAUGGAUUCCAAUUUUAAUUGGGUCGACUUGGCUACUAAGAACAACAGCGAAUUACUAAACAACCUUGGAAACUUUGUCAACAGAGCUCUCUCAUUCACUGAGAAAAACUAUAAUUCCCAAAUUCCACCAAUGGAGCUUCUUGAGGAUGAUCUCCAUGUUCUUGCUUUGGUACAGCGAGAGUUGACGAGCUAUAUUGCAUGUUUGGAGCAAACUAAAUUACGAGAUGGACUGAAGCAUGUAAUGGCUAUUUCAAAGCAUGGAAACCAAUACAUGCAAGCUCAAGAACCGUGGUUUAAGAUCAAGGGAACCGAAGAAGAUAAGAAAAAAGGUGCUACGGUUAUAGGUGUAAGCUGCAAUAUUGCUUGUCUUCUUUCUGCACUUCUGGCUCCAUAUAUGCCAAGCACAACUCGUGAGUUGAGAGCUCAACUGGGGCUGCCAAAAGAAGACUAUGGUUAUAUACCAGAAGUUUUGUCGAUUAUACUGCCAGCUGGUCAUGCGAUCGGUAAACCGUCACCGUUAUUCUCUAAAAUUGAAGACAAACAAAUUGAUGAGUUGAGGCAGAAGUACGGUGGUCGACAAGAAUCGACACCGCCACGGGAUACUGCUCAGGCACCUAUAGAUAUUGUUUCUUUAGAGGCAGCAAUUGUGAAACAAGGCCUCAAAGUGAGGGACCUUAAAGCUAAAAGUGAUAAGAGUGUUUGGAUGCCAGAAGUAGUAAUUCUUACAGAUUUGAAAAAUAAGCUGGCCGAAGCUCAAAGUAAAAGCGGUCAAGCUGCAACUAAUUUUCAACCAAUACCCAAAAGCCAAAGUACUGAUAUAGUUACUGCCAACAUCGCUGUUCUUGAAGCGGAAAUCAUAAAACAAGGAAACGUUGUACGAGAACUGAAGGCUAAGGCUGACAAAAGCGUAUGGCAACCUCAAGUGGAUAUUUUAUUGCAGUUAAAACAAUUAUUAUCAACGUUGACAGGCGCACCGGCUACAGCGCCUGCCGAAAAGAAGUCGAAAAAGAAAAAGUGAAUUCGUAAGAAAAUGCGACCGUGAGAUUUUUAUUUGGUAUGAAUGAGUAUAUUUAGAUCGAUUUAAAAAUUUUUUUUUUCGAUGGAUUGUGUAUUCAAUUUUGUACCAAUAUGAUUAUUUAAAGACAGCAUUACACACAUAAUAAAAAUUUUUUUUUCAUUUAUCUGCUAUCAUUUUUAAUUUAAUAUUUCCUAAAAUUUGGGCAUCUUGAUUAUUUUGAAAAUUUGGUUAUGUGUUACUGAAUACAAGAUAUAUAUUUAGUGGUAGAUGAAUAUCACAAUUCAUGUACUCUACUUUUGUAUGUAUUACGAUGUAAUAUUUACACCUUUUACUUUCUUGCUUAGUGGAGUAAUAUAUUUGUACAUUGUCUCGCCAGAAUUGUUUAGUUUUAUUUUAUGAAAAGUAUUAUUUCCAAUAGAAUAGUUUUUUCACUUCUCAACGGUAUGACUUCUCUUUCUGUUAAUAUAAAUUGUAUGAAAUUUUAUCAUCAGCAGAAAUAUUAAAAUUAUAUUCAACUGAUUUUUUAUUUAAUUAUUUGGAA